GCCGCCUCCUUUCCGCCGGCGGGUGUGUGAAGGAGGAGCCGGAGCCGGAGCCGGGGCCGCCGCCGCCAUGGGGAGAAAGUCAAGUAAAGCCAAGGAGAAGAAACAGAAGAGGUUAGAGGAGCGGGCUGCCAUGGACGCCGUCUGUGCCAAAGUGGAGGCCGCCAACAAGCUUGAAGACCCCUUAGAGGCCUUUCCUGUGUUCAAGAAGUAUGACCGGAAUGGAUUAAACGUCUCCAUUGAGUGUAAGCGCGUGUCGGGGCUGGAGCAGGCUACAGUGGAUUGGGCCUUUGAUCUCACCAAGACCAACAUGCAGACGCUGUAUGAACAAAGUGAAUGGGGCUGGAAGGAUCGCGAGAAGAAGGAAGAGAUGACGGAUGACCGGGCCUGGUACCUCAUUGCUUGGGAGGAGAGUGCUGUCCCCGUGGCCUUCUCACACUUCCGCUUCGAUGUGGAGUGUGGGGACGAAGUCCUGUACUGCUACGAGGUCCAGUUGGAGAGCAAAGUGCGGAGGAAAGGUCUGGGGAAGUUUCUAAUCCAGAUCCUGCAGCUUGUGGCCAACAGCACCCAGAUGAAGAAAGUCAUGCUGACAGUGUUCAAACACAACCAUGGAGCGUACCAGUUUUUCAGAGAAGCGUUGCAGUUUGAGAUUGAUGACACCUCCCCCAGCAUGUCCGGCUGCUGUGGCGAUGACUGCUCCUAUGAAAUCCUGAGCCGGAGGACGAAGUUUGGCGACAGCCAGCAUGCCCACUCGGGCGGGCACUGUGGCGGCUGCUGCCACUGAGGCUGCACCAGGUGCCAGAGCCACGUCUUCCCCUGGCCUGGUCCCUUCCCCUGUUCCCAUCACUCCACACAUUCUCAGCUGCCUCUCACCUUUCAGGUCCCCCAGGGCGGUGGUCCCCUCAGUUCAGGAGGAUGCCAGGGUGCACCCCCAGAAGCAUCGCCCCCUCCCCCAGCCCUCAUCUGCCCUCCCCGUGGCAUUGGUGAGCAGUGCAGGGCAGCAGGGCUGGGGAAGGGCCAUCCCAUUUCUCGAGGGGGCCCACUGGGGCUCUUGGCCAGCCUGUGACGCAAGAAGGGCUUGUUUCCAAGCCACAUCUUUGGAAGCAUCUCUCUUCCCUUUAUCCACUUAGCCAGAACCCCAGCUCCCCACAGCAAGACCCCAUUGCUUGUAGAAGAGCAGCUGGACACUGCUGGGCUCCCCCACAGAGAAAGAAAGGAGAAGUGGGGUGCCUAUGCAGCCCCAAGGGGACACAAGAGUGCCCAGAGUCUGGCCGAGAAAAAACGGCAUUUGGUUUGUGGUUUCCUCAGAAAAGUCCCCCUCCCCGAGGGAAGACCUUUUGUGGCAAGAAAAGUGGGCUGGGGGAAGCAAGCUCUUUUGUAAGGUGUAUGUUUGCAGAAGUGCAGAGUAAAAUUGACUCAGGGGUCCACGGGACACUGUGGGAACUGUACGGAGGUGGUCGCUCCUGACCCUUCUCUCUCCAUCAGGCCCAGUGACCAACUGGGCCCCGGUUGAGAGGCCUAGGAAGGAGCCGCCCACUCUGGGCAGAGCUUUGGACCGCUGGUUUUAGGCCCGUCACAGUCAAUGAUGCCAGCUUGUCCUCUGCUCGAACCCCUUCCCCAAAGUGCUGCUGCACCACUCCUGGGGAAAUGACAUCAGGGAGUCCCCAGGCUUCCCCUGGAAAGAGGCCUAGUUCCUGUCUGCAUAUUCAAUGCCAUUUCCUCUGUACUUUGGUGCUGAUUCUUCCCCUCCCCAGCCCAGCAGCAGCAGGCCCUGCUUCUCCUCCCCCAGGGCCUCUCCCUCCUCUGCCUCAGUGAGGCAAUAGUGCUGCUGACCCUGUCCAGGCUCCACCAGCUGUCUGUGGACCAGGGGGCAGCUCGGUCUAGCUUCUGUCCAUUUCUUUCAGGGAUGCACUCUGACCUGCUUCCAUCCAGCCAGACUUCUCAGUCUCUCUGGCAGGAUCCAUUCUGUCCUUCCUAAGAUGCUGAAAUAGGGAGGAGAGAAGGACCCUGCUGAGGGGUUGGGAGAGGGAGCUUUGUCGUGUCUUCAUCCAAGAGCAGUGGCUUUUCAGAUGCUGAACUCCCGCCCUCGUCUGUCCUCCAGGGCUCAUCCUGCCCCCAGCCUGGGGCGGGGGGUACCAAGCCCACUUCUCCCCUGGCAUGACUCCUUUGAAGCCCCUCGGUGGGGAACCUCUUUAAAGUUUUAACCUCUGUGAAGGUUUUUGUAGAAGGCCUGUCCUUGGACCUGACCUCAGAUUCUCCUCCCACCUGCAGUGCCCCAACUCAGGAGGCAGCUGUGCCUGCGAGCCCCUUCUCCCCCUUCACCGCUGUGUGGGAGCACAGACACACGUGCAGUGUGUCAUCCUACAAAACACCAGCCUGUGAGCUGCUGGAGACCAGGGACCCUGGGCACUAGGCUUACACUCCCCUCCGCAGCUCACACCCUGCUUUCCCUUGGAAAGGGCCAGGGUUUUGUUUUUUGUUUUUUUUUUAAAGACGCCUUUGCAGCUUUUACACUGGAUUCGAUCCCCACUCCUCCACCCCUGGUGUCUCUGAGAGAAGCUUCUGCCCUAGGGUGGACUUUGUAGGUCAUUGAAAGGGGCUGAUUUGGGCUUCCUCACACUAGGAGCAAAGAAGAGUUUCCCUUCUCCUCUCCAGGGAUAUGAACCAAAAUAUUUUGGGUCUCAGAUCAUGGAUUUCUGACUCUACUCCCAGAAUUCCAAAAGAAUCCCCAACAAAAAUUCCAAGUAACUUGAGUUCGUUGUGUGUGUCUUUUUUAUUGACUUCCUGACCUCUUCCUAAUAACCAGAUCCUAAUUACCAAACUCGUUUGCAGGGGGGUGGCAUUGACAUUGCUGCCAUCUUUAUCCCAGUGCUCUUCAAUUAGCUCGGAUGCUGACGGCAGCAUCUAAGGAUUAGCAAGUCAUUCCUUGGUUUGGUUUUCCUGUUUUGAGAUUCCCUUGUCCCACUUUCACAUCAGCGUCUCACGUCAACUUCUGCUAAGUCUAGUUUUUGAGAAAUGUAGCUCUCUGUUUGGCCUGUGUCAUUGUUUUGUUUGGGGCGCGUUGAAGUAUUUUUGUUGAAGAUAUCUUCUUUUUAAGUUGUAUCCAUCCUUUGCCCAUGCUGGGUCACUUCUCUUGGUGUGUCUGUGUGUACACGCGUGUGUGGGAGUGUGUAUGUGCCAGGGUGAGUGUGAUUCUUUUUAACCCUUUCUAUUUUUUAGAGGAAAGUUUGAAAACAGACCUACUCUCGAUAUAUAUUUUUUCCUUAGUAAAUUCUUUUCUCACUGGAAUCAAAGGGAAAAAAGCAAACCUUUUGCAUUGGUUUUAUUUGUAUGUUACAAAUAAAAGACACUUUGUUCAGUUGC
Messenger RNA from Vombatus ursinus (common wombat), 3360 nucleotides. It is a transcript of the gene NAA40, whose product is annotated as N(alpha)-acetyltransferase 40, NatD catalytic subunit. Gene Ontology annotation, molecular function: protein N-terminal-serine acetyltransferase activity; histone H2A acetyltransferase activity; histone H4 acetyltransferase activity. The transcript has 8 exons. Bases 68 to 781 code for a protein of 237 amino acids. NCBI's taxonomy places the organism in Eukaryota, Metazoa, Chordata, Mammalia, Diprotodontia, Vombatidae. Gene Ontology annotation, cellular component: nucleus. The record is from RefSeq and is a predicted model, not a curated record.